GCUUGACUCGCAACCCAAUUUCAUAAUGGCGACCUCGAUCGCGGGUGUACCGCUUUUUUCAGCUGCUCGAGCACGCACAGCUGUUAUUUCACAGUCCUCGACAAUCGCUUUAUCACAAUGUCGACAAUUCUCGCCCUCCGCCCAAUACAGUGCUCUGCAGAAAGGGAUGCCACAGACGCUAUCAGUAAGGCAGCCCUCGCAGCCCAGUAUGAAGUCUAGGGGCCAAAAUAUGUCGCGAUCAGAGCUGCCACAAGACAUUGGACUGUUACCGGGGACCUAUAUUCGGCCAUUGUGGAGGGAUAUGCCGUCCAUCUUUCAACAACCAAGGGAACGACUACACUUUGAAUGGCUGUGGGUGAAAUCAUGGUUCCAGAAUUUCUUGGGGCUCUUCGUAUAUAGUAAAACGGAUGGCAAAGGACUCCCUCUACGGUUGAAAGAACGGCGACAAAUAGCUCGUGAUUUUCACCAACGGAUGUACUCCGCAUUUGCCGAUGGAGAUGCUACGACACUACGCAAGAUCUGUUGCACUGGUCUUGCAAACAACCUUAUCGGCCGUAUCGCAGCCCGCCCCAAGGGCGAGAUAGUGACUUGGACCCUGGACAAAUACAUUCGGUCCCCAUCCACCUUCUUCACCGGAAUCCGUGUCGUAUCAGACCGUGCUACUCAAAUUCCCGAAUUGGCCGACUCUGGCGUACGCCAAGUGGUCCUCCGUAUCACAAGUCGUCAGUCAACAGGCAAGGCGCAGCGACAGCCAUCAGGAGAUUAUGAUCCUGCAAAUGUUAAGCAGCAGGACUGCACCGAAUACAUUGUUCUCCAGAAACUCCGGUGGAUUGGUGAGGAGGAAAGCUGGCGUGUCUGGGGUCACGCCACACCCACAACAAUCGACGACCUAAGCAGUCCGUUCUUUGCUCAAGGGCUCACGUUUGCAGAACGUCUCGACGCGAUGAGGGCAACGAUGGGAACGAAGAAAUAAUUUUGCCAUAUAAUGAGGCAACUUUUCUCUCCCCUCCACUCAUCGACCCAUCAAUACCACGGCUUCCACCUUCUGGCGCCAGGUAGUCCCUGCGGAGAAGGCAUGUCGGACAAUAUCACGGACUGUGGGAUAUGUUCCCGGUCUGCUAUUGUCGUGUAAAACUUUUAUAUACAAUUGCGCCAACGCUGACCUUUCUGGCUGAUUUACUCUGAUAGUAAUUACGAGCGUCUUGGCCAUGGCGCUUCCUAUUUGUACUAUACUCCUGCUCCACUGCCUUCAAAUCUUGUACUUAUUUACCAUGCUCUUCGGGCUUCAUUUAUAGAAUUGGAAAUGGUGUAAAAUAUAAAACGACGAAUGACCCCAGGGGUCAUAUUAACAUUGGGUAAUAAUGUAUCGAAAGAUAUCUGCCCUCGAAAGCAGUAUUAUAUACAGUGCAGAC
Molecule: messenger RNA, 1412 nt
Organism: Aspergillus versicolor CBS 583.65
Lineage: Eukaryota; Fungi; Ascomycota; Eurotiomycetes; Eurotiales; Aspergillaceae
Exons: 3
Coding region: 26-973 (315 amino acids)
Cellular component (GO): mitochondrion
Source: RefSeq, a predicted model, not a curated record